Parathielavia appendiculata is the source of this 1128-nucleotide messenger RNA. RefSeq lists its product as uncharacterized. NCBI's taxonomy places the organism in Eukaryota, Fungi, Ascomycota, Sordariomycetes, Sordariales, Chaetomiaceae. The coding region runs from base 1 to 1128 and encodes 375 amino acids. The transcript is spliced from 3 exons. The record is from RefSeq and is a predicted model, not a curated record.
AUGGCAUCCGAGUCCGACAACGAUAUCGGCACGCUGCCGCACCACGCGCUUCUUAUCAUCAUCUGGGUAUGCUUCGGCGCUGCCUUCCUCCUCGUCGCCGUCCGCACCAUCAUCCGCAUCCGCUCCCCAACGACAAGCCGAUAUGCGCCGCUGGAGGACUGCUGGAUCCUGCUGGCCCUCGCCUCGCUGCUCUCGCUGUGUAUUCUCGAGACGAUCCAGCUGCCCAGUCUCUACUACAUCACGGGCAUCCUGACGGGCACCCUCCCGAUCACCACGGUCGACGCCAUCGUCUCCCAGACCGAACGCUACCUCCGCUUCCAGUUCCCCAUUACCAUCCUCUUCUGGACGGUGCUGUGGUCCGUCAAGGGCGCUUUCCUAGCCCUCUACUGGCGCCUGUUCCGCGACCUCAAGUGGUACCGGCGCGCCUGGUUCGUCCUGGCCGUCUUCACCUUCCUCGCCUACGGCGGCUGCGUCACGACUCUUUCCUUGUCAUGCGGCCCGGACAUUCGUAACUUCUUCGCCUUCAACAAAUGCAACGGGCCCCAGCACGUUUGGUCGAGCAACUUUAGCGUCUACUUCAGCACCGCUGUCGACGUCUUUACCGACCUGUGCAUCAUGGCCAUGCCGCUGCGCCUCAUCUACAACGUCAAGGUCUCGCUGAAGCAAAAGAUUGGCCUGGUCUGUGUUUUUAGUCUGGGCUUUGUCAUGAUUGUUUUUGCAAUCAUCCGCGCAAACCAGACGCUGUCCCAGCAGGGCUUUGUCAACCUCACCAUGAUGAUGGUCUGGUCGACCCUAGCUGCCUCGAUAUCCGUUCUUGUCGGCACAUUACCCGCCCUCAAAGUCCUCAUCACCACGCGCGCCCGCGCCUCCGAAAACCGCUCCGGCAACGGGGGCUCGAGGAACAGCACAAAACGGAAAAGCUCAAGCUUCGGUACGCACACCAAGAGCGUCAAGAGCGUUGCCCUCGGCUCACUGCGUGGGGAUAGCACCAACUUGAAGUCGGGCGCGAACUCGAACGCGAACGAGUCGCAGGAGGAAAUACUGGUCCAGCGGGAUGUGACCGUCUCGUACAGCCAAGUCCCGCGUCCGUCUCCCGUCCGUUAUCACCAGAGAUACCAGGAUCCAUAG